AUGGCAGGGGAGAAAGAAGACAGAGCCGAUUCUUCAGACGAGGUGGAGGAUGGCGAUGGCGAUGACGAUGGAGCCAACUAUGCGUACGUGACUGGUGAGGAAGGCCAGUGGGUACAGGAUGAGUCUGGGGACCGACCAAUCGUUGGCGCGUCUGGCAGUCAUGGGACCGCUCCGCCCGAACCACUCAGAGAUCAUUACUAUUCUUCUGAUCUUCAUCGGAUGCAUACGAAACCGGACGGUUCGCGGUCUGAUGACCGUGAUCGGCAGUACGGCAACAACAAUCGUGGUUCUAAUUCGGGCGAGCAAGACAGUCAUAGGUACUUCGAGACGGCGUCGGAACCACGACCGUCCAUCAUACCGAGGCAACAGGAGCCGUUCGCCUCGAGAUUGAUACCUACUAUGGUCGUGAUUGAGGCCGGCAUUUCGACGACGGCAGAGCCAAGAGGAGAAGAGAUAAGGACGGCAUUUUCAAUGCAUCCGACCGCAAGACCAAUGCUGUGA
Letharia lupina is the source of this 501-nucleotide messenger RNA. RefSeq lists its product as uncharacterized. NCBI's taxonomy places the organism in Eukaryota, Fungi, Ascomycota, Lecanoromycetes, Lecanorales, Parmeliaceae. The transcript is spliced from 3 exons. The coding region runs from base 1 to 501 and encodes 166 amino acids. The record is from RefSeq and is a predicted model, not a curated record.